CCGCCCAUAAAAGCGCUGGCCCGGGCCAGGGCUGCAUCCACCGCUGCGGCCUCGCUCUGCUCAGCCCAAGGGCAGCCUCAUCUCCUCUCUCACGCCAACAUGUCCUGCUACGACCUGUGCCCUCCUCGCACCAGCGUGGCCGUGCCCCAGCCCAUCGCUGAGAGCUGCAACGAGCUGUGCGCCCGCCAGUGCCCCGACUCGUCGGCCUUGAUCCAGCCGCCGCCCGUGGUGGUCACCUUCCCCGGCCCCAUCCUCAGCUCCUUCCCCCAGCAAGCCGUGGUGGGCUCCUCCGGAGCCCCGGCCUUUGGCGGCUCCCUGGGGCUGGGCGGCCUCUACGGCGCCGGCGCCACCCAGGCCUCGGGGGGCCUGUGCACCUUUGGCAGAGCCUACGCUGCUCCCGCCUGCAGCCCUUGCGCCUUGCCCCGCUACAGCAAGAAGCUCUGGGACACCUGCGGGCCCUGCUAGAGCCGCCAGAGCCCAGCCC
Poecile atricapillus (Black-capped chickadee) is the source of this 484-nucleotide messenger RNA. Its product is annotated as scale keratin-like. Lineage: Eukaryota; Metazoa; Chordata; Aves; Passeriformes; Paridae. Bases 100 to 465 code for a protein of 121 amino acids. Gene Ontology annotation, molecular function: structural constituent of cytoskeleton. The record is from RefSeq and is a predicted model, not a curated record. Gene Ontology annotation, cellular component: intermediate filament. The transcript has 2 exons.